Molecule: messenger RNA, 1020 nt
Organism: Jatropha curcas
Lineage: Eukaryota; Viridiplantae; Streptophyta; Magnoliopsida; Malpighiales; Euphorbiaceae
Source: RefSeq, a predicted model, not a curated record
UGCAUUAAGAACUAUUUGAUAGCGACCGAUCUAUGGGAUGUUAUUGAAGAAACCAAUGAACCUCCAAGUCGAGAAGAGGCUGAAGCUGAAUUUAAAGCUUGGAGGAAAAAGAAUGCAGCUGCUUUACAUGCCAUUCAAAUUUCUUGCACGUUCGAAAAACUUUCUCAGAUCGGAGAAACCGACUCUGCUAAAGUUUGUUGGGAGACUUUGGCAAAAAUGCACGAAAAAAAGGAAUCAGUAAAUCAAGAUCCUGCAGGGAAGGAGGAUCCAUACAAAAGGUUUCUACCUCUGUGCCGAGCCAUAGUAAAAGGGGAUUUGAAUGGUGUUAAGGGAUUCCUUAAGUCUCAUCCAGAUGCAAUAAACAAAAAGAUAGCAUUGGGUGGCUUGACAGCUCUUCAUCUAGCGACUAUAAGCGACAAAGUAAAGAUUGUGAAAGAGCUCGUUAAUUCAAUGUCAGUCGAAGACUUACAAAUACAGGAUGAUAGAAACACCACUGCUUUCUUCAUUGCUGUUAGUAAUGGAUGCAUGAGGACAGUGGAUUUGCUACUCAAAAAGAACAAUAAUUUAGUUACUGAACCAGUAGUCGCAGAAUUACCUGUCAUCACUGCAUGUGAAAAAGGCUUUAGAGAAUGGCUAGAGGCAGAGCGUUUGAUUCCGACGCAUCCGGCAGUGGUUUGUGUAGAGGUCGUGGCCCAGGACGCAGUGCCCGUGGACGACGAGGGUCUAUCCCUCCUUCUUAAGGCUAAACAAUUAGGUCGUGAGCCAACACCGAUUGAGGUGUUUACAUACACUCACAUGAAGGACCACGAUCAAUACGUUGUCAACAGACGUGCGACUGAUGAAUCUGAAGCUAAGUCAAGAAUUGAUGAGGUAGCACUUUAUCUCGAGGCUGUAGGGGGCGAGAAGAAGAGGAAGGUAUACGGUAUUGGGUCUCAGGCAUCGCAGAGAAAGAAAGAUAACAAUACCGACUUAAUGAAUGGAAAAAGAGGAGAUAGAGGGGUGGAUUCUUGGUUAGGAUAG